Molecule: messenger RNA, 618 nt
Organism: Hermetia illucens (black soldier fly)
Lineage: Eukaryota; Metazoa; Arthropoda; Insecta; Diptera; Stratiomyidae
Product: oxidoreductase-like domain-containing protein 1
Exons: 3
Coding region: 237-581 (114 amino acids)
Cellular component (GO): mitochondrion
Source: RefSeq, a predicted model, not a curated record
UCUGGGAAAUUGUUCUUGCUUUCAGCAGCCAAAAUUGCGCCUGAUUUUUCUGGUGCCGUUUUUAGUUCCCCAACUUCUCAACUUUUCUAAAGAAUAUUGGUCCAAAUUCAAGCAGUGCAGGCUAAUUAUCCAGUGAUGACGUUCAGGAGGUGGUGAUAAAAUCCGAAGAAUUGCAGACGAGAUUGACUUGACACCCUCGAUCCGAUUGCUUCCAUUGUAUAACAGCUGACGAGUUAAUGUUCUCCAGGAUAAGGACUUUCUUACUUAGGAUUAAGCAACCAUACUGCACAAACAAGAGCACAGACAAAAACGGAUCAAACCUUGAGAUUCCCCCUGAACCAACAAAUUGCUGCAUGUCAGGUUGUCCCAAUUGUGUUUGGAUUGAAUAUGCUGAAACUUUAUCAAAAUUAUUCCAUGAUGGCGGAUCUAAAGCCAAACAGAUAAUUCUGGAUAAAGUUUCAGAUCCAAACAUGCGAGCUUACCUGCAAACAGAGCUGAAAAUGCUUGAAAGAAUGAAGGAAACUCAAAAGGACCAACAGAAUACUGGAAAUUCUAAAGAGCCACCUCCAGAACCGAAAUAGACUAGUGAUAAAAUUUUCAAUAAAUUAUAGAAAAGUU